AGAACCGUGGCCUCUUUGGUUGAAGCAACAGUUUUAAAAGCGCGUUUUGCCUCUCUGGGAAGACAGUAGACAUACCGUGCCUUGACACCGGCGUACCGUUUGUCUAUCAUUUUCCAUCCCACUCGGUCAUAAUGACCAGAAAGUCCAGCGUCCAGUCGAAAGUUUUCAGCGUGACCAAGUCAUUGCGACAGAAAAGAGAUCGACGCAAAAUGUCCCUAGGAACAAAGUCGCACGAGUACAGCAAUGAUUGCAGCGCAGAUGUAUGCCUAGGCACUCGAAUUCGAGAGUCAGGGAAAGCUAGUAUUCGUUUUUUUUCCCCCGCGGACACCUCAGGAUUGGAAUAUGGAAUGUGAGAAUGCUAUGAUUCAAAUCGCUCAAAUAAAAUCUAACCUCCAGAUGUAACUCGCUGAUGUUACUAAGACACAAACGCUGAAAUGUCUAAUACCCAAUCUCUUGAAACCGACCACUCCGAGUCAUCGGGGGUUUUGCUAUUGUAUUUUUAAGCAUUCGUCAUCUCAAUUUCUGUUGACGCCUGUGACACCUUAGACGAAACGACUCCACGACGCGCUUUCGCCGAGAAUUC
Molecule: messenger RNA, 583 nt
Organism: Aspergillus brunneoviolaceus CBS 621.78
Lineage: Eukaryota; Fungi; Ascomycota; Eurotiomycetes; Eurotiales; Aspergillaceae
Exons: 1
Coding region: 132-353 (73 amino acids)
Source: RefSeq, a predicted model, not a curated record